This is a messenger RNA of Petromyzon marinus (sea lamprey), 1807 nucleotides long. RefSeq lists its product as uncharacterized. The record is from RefSeq and is a predicted model, not a curated record. Lineage: Eukaryota; Metazoa; Chordata; Hyperoartia; Petromyzontiformes; Petromyzontidae.
CACCAUAGGAACCUCAGCCACACACACAACACUCACACACGCGCGCAACACUCACACACGCGCGCAACACUCACACACGCGCGACAGUCACACACACGUACGACAGUCACACACGCACGACAGUCACACACACGUACGACAGUCACACACGUACGACAGUCACACACGCACGACAGUCACACACGCGCACAUACUUCAACUGUGCAUGGUCGUUUCGACCUCCUCCUCCUCCACGACUUGAUAUCGAGAGCAGCGGAAAGAAGGAGACGGAGCGACAGCAGGCGGAGCUGGUGAUCUGGGUUGUCCAUUAUGAACGGGAGACACGAGGGGAACGAUCCGGUCCUCCGUACGCUGGCUCGCGAGCUUCGCAGAAUCCAAGGCGACAUCGAAGCUCAGAUUCCAGCAGAUGAAGACGCCUACCAGGAGAGGAGUUCAUUACUCGACCCGCGUCCUCAUCGACCCCAGCGCAACUGCACGAGGUGGGACCCCUGGGAGCCACUGGAGGAUGAGGUGGAGGCGGACGCCUCGAGUCCACCACGAAGGUGGAGGUGGAAGUCGCUCGCCGCGGACGACGCUCGGUCCCUUCGGCGAGAUUUGGCCGUCGAUCAUCGAAUCGCCGUCGCUGAGAUUCACGCCCAGAACCGGGAGCUCGAGGAAGCGAAGCGAGAGCUUGGACAGCGCAUCGAGUCCCUGCGAGCGAGGCCCAGGGAGCCCGAGGCGACCCCGCAGGGCCUCCAGGAGACCCUCAGGGAGUUGGGGUUCCAGGGGAAGAGGACGCAACGGCAGCUGCAGGCGCUCAGGAAAGACGUGAGGCUUCUGCAGGCCGACGUGGGCAGGAUGCUGAUUGGCCAGGUGGAUGGGGGGGCUGUGCCCCCCCGCGAUGAGCCGGGCCCCUCACAGAAAGUGGAGCCCUUCGAGCCCCCCACUCACGAGGCGCCAGUCUACACGGGGGGGCGACUGUCAGCCGAGAUCAGUGCGUUGCGGAUGAUGUACGCGAGGGGAGGGGGCGACAACCCGCGCGUGUUGGACGCCCUCAAUGAGCUGCUGGCCCGAGCCCAGGCCGUCGAGAUGAGUGGGAAGGGCGGCGCCCAUCUCCCCGAGGCCCGCCAACCCCGCCGGCGACACCGCAGGCCCCCCCGUCACGACCCCACGCUGCCCGCGCUUCUGUCCGCCUACGAAGAGGUGGAAGUUCAAAACGAGCUGCUGAGGAAGAAACUGGGUCACGUGACCCUCCCGUGACAACGUCGUCUCCCCCCCCCCCACCACCCUUCACUCGCCCGUUGAUACUUUGUUGGAGGAGCCAGGAAAUUCCACAUUCCCAUGACGGGGGACCACCGUCGCAGUUAAUUGACAACCGCCGGUUGGCUGAUCUGUCUACGUGCCGGAUCAUUCGAUCGGUCUCGCUCUCUCGCUCGGUUAAUCGCUCGCCCCGCUCCUUCACUCGUCAUUCCGUCGUACUUUUUAGUCGCUCACUCACUCAUCCACUCACUCAUUCAUUCACUCAGCAACUCAACUCGCUCGCAGCGUGCGGUGGCCAGGGGCUGGCAGCACAGCAAGCGGGAUGACGAACCCGUCUGUGUGGAUUUGUCUCUCUCCCACCCGUCCGUCCGUCCGUGUUCUCUCAUUUUCCUCCCACUUAUGAAGCCAAGACUCCCUCGCCUGAAGUGCAGGAGGUGCCAGGGUUCGAUCCCGACCCUGACAAUACCUGCUGCUGUAAAUUUGGAGUUUGCGUGUCUCUCUCUCUCUCUCCCCGUGGCGAAAUGUUAACUACCUCGCCCGGUCUACAGGAGGCCAUGAAUUCGAUCCC